GGCCACACUUGGCCGCGAGUCAGCGCCGUGCCGCCGUGGUCAGUCGUUCGCGUCAUGUCGUAGCGAGAGCUCCACGCGCGAGAUCCCCCAGAUGCAACGGUCCGUCACGGCGACGCCGCACGCACGCACAACGGUCACAGUCACCUGUCAAAGUCGAGCGCAGCGUUCAUCGAGGAGCGUCGCGCGACUCGGUGCUCCCGAGUCCGUUCCCUCGUGACGCGUAACGGAAGCCUGGACAUCGAAAAUGCGCGUCAUAUUCGUAAAAUUCCGCGAGAUCUCGCAGAAAUAUCCGAUCGUUCGAGGCAUGGCGUCCUACUCGAUUAUAUGGCCAACCGCGAACCUGCUGCAACAGAAGAUAAGGGGCAAAGAAGAGCUUAAUUACGCGGAGGCCGCGCGAUUCGGUCUAUUCGGUAGCCUUUACGUAGCGCCCACGCUAUUCUGCUGGCUGAAAUGCGCGUCUUACUUCUGGCCGAGGAUGGAUUUGAAGUCUGCGAUCACUAAGGCUUUGGUGGAACAAGUUACGUACGGACCCGCGGCUAUGUGUUCCUUCUUCUUUGGCAUGAGCCUUCUUGAAUUAAAGCCAGUUUCGGAAUGCAUCGACGAGGUCAAAAUUAAGUUUUGGCCGACAUACAAGAUUGCCAUUUGCGUAUGGCCAAUCCUGCAAACCAUCAACUUCACGCUAAUCCCAGAACGAAAUCGCGUUGUGUACGUCAGUGUGUGCAGUUUAGUCUGGACGUGUUUCCUUGCCUACGUGAAAUCUCUCGAAGCCAAGCAGAAGGAGCUAGUGAACAAUGUUAAUCCCAGGAUGAUCUCGGAGAGUAAAGCGCAAACCAAUGAGCGAGCCGGUCGUAUACAAAUUCCUCUACUACGAUGAACGAUUUAUAGCAAAUUGAUAGACUAAUUUAUUUGUACAUAGAAUUCGCAAUUGGAAAUGUUUAUACUGUACGACGCGACUCACAUCUGAUUAUCUGUGAUAUUCACAGUACAAAAAAAAAUUUUAGCUACUUAAUUCUGCAGGAAAAUAUUUUACAUAUUUAUGAUGUAUGUUAAUAUUAAACGAAGAAUUGAAAGUAUAUUUAAAUCUUUUUAAGCGGAAAUAACACGAUUGAGAGAUACAAAAACACAACUUUUGACACAACAAUUGUUAAUAUUAAUCACAAUAUUAGAAUACAGAAUAAAAAUUUUAAACGAAAUCAGAUAUCUCGAAUUUUGUGUUUCUCUCUAAAGAAGAUUUUACAGAAGAUUUUUCUCUACGGUAUAUAUUGAUAAAAAAAAUUCGUUUUUAGUGAAAAUUGAUCAAAUCUUUUUAGCGAAGUUUCAAUCUGUACUUGGCAUUGCAGAGACUGGUCGAAACUUAAUUUUUUAACAUUUUUAAUAUCUUUUUUUAAACUUAAAUUAUUUCAAUUUUUAUAAUGCAUUGUUACGCAUGCGUAACAUUUGUUAUAAUGUUAAUAACAUUGUUGCGCAAUUGCAAUUAUAAUAUACAUAUUCUUUGAAAAGAUCGAGCACGGAAUAAAACUAAACAAUAUAACAUCGAAA
Molecule: messenger RNA, 1539 nt
Organism: Wasmannia auropunctata (little fire ant)
Lineage: Eukaryota; Metazoa; Arthropoda; Insecta; Hymenoptera; Formicidae
Product: mpv17-like protein
Exons: 4
Coding region: 245-874 (209 amino acids)
Cellular component (GO): cytoplasm; membrane
Source: RefSeq, a predicted model, not a curated record